CUCCUCGGCAUCUCCCCGCCAUGUCUGUCAGCCAGCGCGCAGUGCAUCACGGGACAUGUAGUCCUCCACAGCCCAGACUCCUACAGUAAGCGGCUCGCAGGACUACAAUUCCCGUGACCGCUUGCGGGCAGUACUGCGGGAGAAGCGAGGAUCCUGAUUGGCUGGUGGAGGGGGUGCGCCUUAAAGGGCCAGUGACCGUUUUAUUUUCAGUGGACGGCUGACAUUUGAAGCGUAUUAUAAUGCCUCGGGCUAAGAGGAAGCGAGCAUCGUCUGAGAAUUCCACAGAACCAGCAGCCGAAGCAGGUGAUAAGGAGGUGGAAAAGACUGUGACGAGCGGCGCCAUCACCGCUAAAAAUAAAUCUGCGCAGAAGACGGGCGAGCCAGAGGAAUACGCACACUGGCUGGUAAAAUCUGAGCCGGAGAGCAGGAUGGACAAAGGGAUAGAUAUGAAGUUCGGAAUCGAGGAUUUGAAGAGUCAGCCUAAUCAGACUGCCUGCUGGGAUGGAGUCAGGAACUAUCAGGCAAGAAACUUCAUGAGAAAAAUGAAGACUGGGCAAAAAGUCUUCUUCUAUCACAGUAACUGUAAGGAGCCCGGCGUUGCGGGCGUGGUGAAGAUUGUAAAAGAAGCCUACACGGACCACACACAGUUUGAUCCAAAAAAUCCACAUUAUGACUCCUCGAGCAGCCGGGACAACCCCAGAUGGUUCAUGGUGGAUGUGCAGUUUGUCCGGAUGCUGAACCGUUUCAUUCCGCUGGCAGAGCUCAAACAGAUUCACCUAAAGCACAAAGCUUCGGGGGGCCCAUUGAAGAACAUGGCUCUUUUUACCCGAGCAAGGCUGUCAGUGCAGCCCCUAACACAAGAGGAGUUUGACUUUAUCGUAAGUCUGGAAGACGUUAAAGCGUAGGAUUGCACGCAGUGGGCGUGGCUUUAACGGAAAGUUGUUGCUCAGCAGAUCUGCCCCUAAAUCACCCCAGUGGAUCAGAGGAUUAUAUUGACAUUAUCGCUUCCAUUCCAGGUGUGAGGAAUGAAGUGUGUUUGUAUAUUUCUGGACCACGUUUCCAAUGAUGCUCAUACAAAGUUCAAAUUAAUACAGUAAUCAGUUUGCCAUCAC
Molecule: messenger RNA, 1112 nt
Organism: Pelobates fuscus (common spadefoot toad)
Lineage: Eukaryota; Metazoa; Chordata; Amphibia; Anura; Pelobatidae
Gene: THYN1
Product: thymocyte nuclear protein 1
Exons: 8
Coding region: 240-905 (221 amino acids)
Cellular component (GO): nucleus
Source: RefSeq, a predicted model, not a curated record